This is a messenger RNA of Haliotis rubra (blacklip abalone), 1862 nucleotides long. RefSeq lists its product as uncharacterized. Lineage: Eukaryota; Metazoa; Mollusca; Gastropoda; Lepetellida; Haliotidae. The coding region runs from base 1119 to 1655 and encodes 178 amino acids. The transcript is spliced from 3 exons. The record is from RefSeq and is a predicted model, not a curated record.
GUUGUCUUCAAUGAUACAAGUGACGUUAAUGAUCCAAGUGACGUUAAUGAUCCAAGUGACGUUAACGAUACAAGUGACUUCAAUCAUCCAAGUGACGUUAACGAUACAAGUGACUUCAAUGAUCCAAGUGACGUCAACGAUCCAAGUGACUUCAAUGAUCUAAGUGACGUCAACGAUACAAGUGACUUCAAUGAUCCAAGUGAAGUCAACGAUACAAGUGACUUCAAUGAUCCAAGUGACGUCAACGACACAAGUGACUUCAAUUAUCAAGUGAUGUUAACGAUACAAAUGACUUCAAUGACACGUUUACGUUUUUGGACCACGUCGCAUGUGCACACAUUAGACACUAAUAAUUACCUACUUUACAUUUACUAAACUGUCGGCUAUACAAACAUGUUGAAAUCAUUCAGCCCAUACGAGACAGACUUGGCAGUCCCCACACAAUACGCCGGUGAUCAGGAGACAUAUUACUGGUAUCAGAUUGCAUGAUCGCGUGCAGAUCGGACCAAUCAGCCACACAAACCAUGCCUUGGAGUUUGGCAGUUUGCGUGCUUGUGUCGUCUCUGCGAGGAUUCGUCUUGGUUCUCAACAGGUCAACCAAACCAGCUGGGCUCUACACACACUUAAUCUUGUAUCGAAAUGUACACCAAGCAGCCCUUGUUGAAAUAACAAUAAUAUGCAUAAUGUUUGGGGUCUUUUUUAAAACGUUUUGAAUCGAGUCAAACAUCCAUGACUGGCGCCAGUUCAUUUCCAACACUAAAGAGGCAUUAUUUAUAUAUUUUUUCUCUUAUUCGAUUUACGCACCAUUAACGUUUAGUCCUCGCACAAGAACUCAUAUCCAAUCACUUCCUUGUUCCACCCUCUUUCACCUUGCUGGCCGUCAGUGAAGUAGUCUUGCAGUGGAUUCAGACAUAUAUUUACAUAUGAUCUGCUUAUUGCAUCGAACACAACAACGCACAGCUACAGUUUGGGAUCCUAUGUUUUUAGUUUGAUUCCAAUUUCUGAUUAGCUUUAGGAGAAGUCCCUCUAUCUAACGAAGCAAUCGAGAAGACCCGGUGUCCAGUAUUGCGCAGUUGGGUCGUCAUUUGGAAACGUUUGUUUAAGUGGAACGAUACAAUAUGGCUAUCACAAUAUUCAUCUUCAUUUGUCUACUCGGAGUGUUGCCCUUUACAGAUAGUCUUCUGUGCUAUCAGUGCAGUGCAACUGGUGGCAAAGGCGAGUGUAUAAACGGACAUGACAACUUUCUGAAAGUGUCCAGACAUGUCUUGGCUGCCAAAAAUAACACUGGCGCCGUCAUUGUGGACGAUUCCGGAAGUCAGGCUAAUCAUUACAAGAACUGCGACACCUUCGUCAACAGAACCAUGUGUAUGAUUGAAGAGGUCCGGAAUGGAAUUGCCGGAACUAUUUUAAGCUACAUCCGGGAUUGUUCUGACGGAAGUACGUUCUCCUUUGAUUUGAAAAUCCUGAAGAACCUGAGUCCCUCGAACUUCACCACCUGCGGCUACGACAACCGUGGCUACCAGGUGUGCGUCACCCUGUGCAACUCCACCGACCUCUGCAACGGACCUCAGAACAUCACAGGAGCAUCAGGAUGCCCUACUCUAAACGUGCUGCUGUAUCUUCUAUGUGUAUUUACUGUCUGUAUGAAGGAGUAGAUGCACCUGAAGAGGAUCGACCAUUGCUUCCACCUUUUGGCUCUUAUGUAAGAACCAUGGAAUUUUUAAGUUAAAGAACUGCAAGUCUCAGCAAUCGAACCAGAGUUAAUUGUAGAUCGGGAACAAUUUUAUAGACAUUUAUUUUUGCUAGGGGUGACUUUUCCAUUGAUGGCUACAUAUAUUUGUUUAUUUUUUUUUUUUUUUUUU